Molecule: messenger RNA, 609 nt
Organism: Osmerus eperlanus (European smelt)
Lineage: Eukaryota; Metazoa; Chordata; Actinopteri; Osmeriformes; Osmeridae
Gene: pfdn5
Product: prefoldin 5
Exons: 6
Coding region: 34-495 (153 amino acids)
Biological process (GO): RNA polymerase II core complex assembly; RNA polymerase I assembly; RNA polymerase III assembly
Cellular component (GO): prefoldin complex; cytoplasm
Source: RefSeq, a predicted model, not a curated record
ACUUCCGUGGGUCACCUGUCUCACACUUUCAACAUGGCUGUGAAUCUGACAGAGCUUUCUCUUCCUCAGCUAGAGGGACUAAAAACCCAACUAGAGCAGGAAACCGAGUUUCUGACCUCCUCAAUCGGUCAGCUCAAAGUUGUCCAGACAAAAUAUGUAGAAGCUAAGGACAGCCUGAGUGUUCUCAACAAAAACAAUGCUGGAAAGGAAUUACUAGUACCUCUCACCAGCUCUAUGUAUGUUCCAGGAACUCUAAAUGAUGUUGAGCAUGUUUUAGUGGAUGUGGGAACCGGAUACUAUGUGGAAAAGAAUGUUGGGGACACAAAGGAGUUUUUCAAGCGCAAAAUCGACUUCCUCACCAAGCAGAUAGAGAAGAUUCAGCCAGCCCUACAGGAAAAGCAUUCAAUGAAACAAGCUGUGAUUGAGGUGAUGAACAUCAAAAUCCAGCAGCUUCAAAGUCAACAGGCAGCACAGUCGGGAACCACCAAGGCUUAAUGUCUGAGAGAGCUGGGGUCUGCUUUCUCUCUACAGGAAUUUGUUUUUUAAUUUCCAUGCUUUACUACGGCAUUAUUGUGCAAAAUUAAAUCAUUCAUAAUGUCUGUAACUGAG